AUGAAUAAUCUCCAUUAUAAUGAUUUUAUUGAUUGUUUCAAAGAUUAUGACGAUAUUACCACUAGGUUGUAUAGGCUACACAUAACAAGUGCAGAUGAAAUUAAUGCUUUUUGUGAAGAAAUUAAAAACAAAUUAUUGAAUAACUCGGAAGAACAUUUAAGGGACCAUUUAAAGGAAAUAAUUUCAAACGCAGAAAAGCAGAACAAUCGGUACUGGCUAUAUUAUUUGAUCUUAAAGCAAAAGCUAUUCAAUGAAUCUUUUCGUAAUGAUUUUUCAUCCCACUACAAUGAACCUUUGCAAUCAAUUAUUGAUGAUGACGUGAAUUUGUUUAUUCCAUUCACAGAACGAGAAAAUUUUAAUUAUCUCAAACUUGCCAACUUUGAUUUCAUUCCGUGUGUGAUAGAAAAAUUAAAUAUUUUCGAAUUAUGUUGUUAUUACGGCUCUGUCAAUUGUUUCAAGUUUUUAAGAACAAAAUUCUCUGCAGAAAUCACAAAAAAGUGUCUUCUUCUUUCAUUUUUAGGAGGAAAUCCAGAGAUUAUGAGUACGUGUUUGAAAUAUCAAAAGCCAGAUGAUGAAUGCAUGGAGUAUGCAAUCAUGUCUCACAACGUCGAUUUUGUUACAUUUUUAAUGAACGAAUAUAAAAUUCCAAUCGACGUCGAAGAUUGCAUAAAAUACAAUAAUAUACAAGCAUUUUUUAUUCAUUUUGAUGGAACAAAUAAUAUCAAUGAAUUCGUUGAAAAAAUAUGCUAUUUCCCAUCUCUUUGGGAAAAAGUUCUUUCUAUAUUGCCAAAUUUCAUUGAUAACAAAUCACAAGCACUUGUAAGGGCUGCUAAAAAAUUGCAGCCCAAAAAUAUUAUCACAUCGAUAAUGAUGGAAAUGAGAAAGAUGAAUACGGAAAAAUUCUUCUGCAUUAUACUGCAGAAUGUUUUCAUCGAGUAA
Trichomonas vaginalis G3 is the source of this 939-nucleotide messenger RNA. Its product is annotated as fatty-acyl-CoA binding. The transcript has a single exon. The record is from RefSeq and is a predicted model, not a curated record. NCBI's taxonomy places the organism in Eukaryota, Parabasalia, Trichomonadida, Trichomonadidae. The coding region runs from base 1 to 939 and encodes 312 amino acids.